Nilaparvata lugens (brown planthopper) is the source of this 1135-nucleotide messenger RNA. RefSeq names its product NECAP-like protein CG9132. Gene Ontology annotation, cellular component: clathrin vesicle coat; membrane. Lineage: Eukaryota; Metazoa; Arthropoda; Insecta; Hemiptera; Delphacidae. The record is from RefSeq and is a predicted model, not a curated record. Gene Ontology annotation, biological process: endocytosis.
AUGGAGACCUAUGAGAGUGUUCUACUUGUCAAAUCCGAGGUAUUUGUAUUUAAAAUACCACCACGUACUACCAACCGAGCCUACAGGGCGGCAGACUGGAACCUAGAGGAGCCACAAUGGACGGGCCGCAUGCGACUGGUCGCUAAAGGCAAGGAAUGUGUUCUCAAACUGGAGGACAAAACAUCUGGUGAACUUUUCGCCAAGUGUCCAAUCCCCGACUACCCCGGCCCAGCAGUCGAAGCUGUUUCCGACUCCUCCAGAUACUUUGUGCUGAGAAUUCAGGAUGAUAACGGCCGAAACGCGUUUAUUGGAGUCGGUUUUCAGGAUCGAUCGGACAGUUUCGAUUUGAACGUGGCGCUGCAGGACCACUUCAAGUGGGUGAAAAAGUCGGCAGAAAUCGAGAAAGAGAAGGAGGAGCCCAAACAGCAGUUGGAUUUGCGUUUCAAGGAAGGAGAAACCAUCAAAAUCAACAUGAAAAUCACGAAAAAAGACGGACGCAGCGAAGUGUCGUCCAGUAAACCCAAGGCGGCCGCUCGACCCGGAGGAGCGGCACAGGGUUUCUUGCCACCUCCGCCCGGGGGCCUCAAAAUUGCGCCACCUCCGGCGCCAUCUGUACACAGUUCGCCGCAACAUCAGGCCAACGCCAAGGGUGGCCAGGAGUCGUGGGGCGAGUUCACCAGUGCGGGAGGUCAGGGAGAGACAAGUUCUUCAUCCUCAACAGCGACCACCCAGCAGGCCACAACACCCAGUAACCCCAACUGGGUCCAGUUUUAGAAGAAAAACUUGAAAAUUCGAAAAUUUUCAAGAUCUACGGUAAAAUUACGUGUUUCGCAUAACUAUAUUAUACUUCUGUUAUACACUAGAGCAUAGAGAAAAGAUAGCAUAAGAAGAUAUCCCAUGGUUUGUAGAACUCAUUCAAAAUUUGCAAGUUUUGUAUCAAAUUAUGGUGUUGUGUAUCAAGUUUAGAUCGUACUGUAUCAUAUUGUGGCGAUAUCAAAUUAUUGUCUUGUGUAACAAGUUGAGAUGAUACUGUAUCAAAUUGUGGCGAUACUGUAUCAUUUAUGGUCAUAUCAAAUUGUUGUGUUGUGUAUCAAGUUGAGAUAAUACUGUAUCCUAUUUUCUUGAUACUGUAUCA